AUGACGCAUGGUGAGCUUCUGCUGCAGACGGCGGGCUUGAUAACGGUGGGGUCGCCUGGCGUAUCUUAUACCAUGCUGCAGCGGGCAGACCUUCAAGCUUCACAUACGCGGUGCAGCAAGCGCGAGACAUUCAGGAUAGACCGUACCAGGCGGACACUUCACCUGCAGCAUGAGAGCAGAUCGCACACCGAGCAGCGUGACCUCCGUAAUCACGGCGAGGAGCGUAGUGUCGUGCGCACAACGGCCAACACCAUUAUAACAACUUCAGGCAAUGUGGACGUCGGGUCCAGUUGGCAGCUGCAGUGGGCCGUGCGUGAGAUUUUCGAGCAGCCUGUAGUCCUCGAGUUCGACAACGGCGAGAUUUUAUCCCAUCGGGGAGCAGACAGCAGAAGUUCUCGGCCGGCGGCUGCGUAG
Messenger RNA from Phytophthora sojae, 414 nucleotides. RefSeq lists its product as hypothetical. The coding region runs from base 1 to 414 and encodes 137 amino acids. The transcript has a single exon. The record is from RefSeq and is a predicted model, not a curated record. NCBI's taxonomy places the organism in Eukaryota, Oomycota, Peronosporomycetes, Peronosporales, Peronosporaceae.